CAAAAGCACUAGCAUUGGUCCCAUAUCAUGUCUCCUUAAUUAGCAUUUAGCAGCCCCAUUACUUUGAUUAAUUUCCAUCUUUCACCAUCUCUCUCCUCUCUUCAAUUAUUCCUAAAUUAAUCUUCUCUUAAUCAUCCUAAUCACUACUUCUUCCUAGCUUGUUUUGCCAACAAAGUGAAGUGAUUAAGAAAUUUUAAUUAUAAUUAUUAUAUAUCAUGUCAAGUGAUCACAAGAGAAGAGAGCCAGGUGGUGAACCUGGCUCGUCAUCAAAUCAACAGCGACCAGCACCUCAAUUAAGUCGAUACGAGUCACAAAAGCGUCGCGACUGGAACACUUUCGGACAGUACUUGAAGAACCAGAGGCCCGAUCCUGUCGCGAUGUCACAGUGCAACUAUAGCCACGUGUUGGAUUUCCUUCGAUACCUCGACCAGUUCGGAAAGACUAAGGUUCAUGUCCAGGGUUGCGUGUUUUUCGGGCACCCUGAUCCAGCUGGUCCUUGUACUUGUCCACUCAGGCAAGCCUGGGGGAGUCUUGAUGCACUCAUAGGACGCCUCAGGGCGGCUUAUGAGGAGAACGGGGGGACUCCAGAAACAAAUCCGUUUGCUAGUGGCGCGAUUCGUGUCUACUUGCGUGAAGUCAGAGAUUCGCAAGCUAAGGCUAGGGGAAUUCCGUACAAGAAGAAGAAGAAAAAGAGGAUUACGAAUCCUUUGAAGGCUAGCGAGGACACGGCUUCUAGCACCUUCCAAUUGCCAUCAUCUUGAAUCGGUGCUUCGAUGACUCUUGUUCGAAAAUAAAGGCUUAAAACUUCAGCAAGCUUGAAUCUCAUGGAGGUCCUUCACACCCUCAUUUUGAACCGCUACUUUGCGACUAUAAAGUUCUAUACUUGCUCAUCUUAUUCAUAUCCAUAUGAUCCUCCUCUUAGUUAAAAUAAUUGAAGCACUAUAUUUGUAUACUUAAAGCACAGAUUAAUAAAGGUUAAGAUGUUUGUAUACACAUUUUAAUAUUGUUUUGUUCCUUAUGAUUGAAAUCCAUAACAUAUAAUUUAA
Messenger RNA from Daucus carota subsp. sativus, 1046 nucleotides. RefSeq names its product protein LIGHT-DEPENDENT SHORT HYPOCOTYLS 10. The transcript is spliced from 2 exons. Gene Ontology annotation, biological process: mRNA transcription; response to light stimulus. Gene Ontology annotation, cellular component: nucleus. The record is from RefSeq and is a predicted model, not a curated record. The coding region runs from base 216 to 761 and encodes 181 amino acids. Lineage: Eukaryota; Viridiplantae; Streptophyta; Magnoliopsida; Apiales; Apiaceae.